AUGGAGGAUAAUAACGUCUCUGUAAAAAGACAAAAAACUGAAGAAAGUCAUAUUGAUUCAAAUGAAUUUAAACAUUUAAAGAGCUUUUUCUUUAGGUUAAAUACACUAUACACCUUUCUGCUUUGCAGAAAACAUGUAAUACCAACAUUUGAAAGGUUAAAGAAACCUAUACAAGAUACAUUGAAAAGAGAAAUAACAGAAUUUGAUUUUGCACAAAUAUGUGCCAUUCUACCAAGAGAAUGUAUAUUUAAAUAUAUUGAUGAGAAUCAGAUAUUCACUGAAACUAAAGUAUUCGAUUUUAACAACGGUGGCUAUCAGCAAAAGGAUAAUGAUAUAUUUGAAUUGAAAAGUAUCACUAGUGAGUUUGAAGAACCUAAAACCUCACAAAUACUGAUUUUUGAAUUUGUUGAUGGUAAUAUGAAAAGGACAUGGGGUGAUGAUAAAUCUGCACCUAAAGUUAGACUACCUGAUUAUUCAACAGAUGAGAUGAAAAAAAUGGUUAUGAAAAGGAAGGAAGUUUUUGAAACUAAACUAGAAAUAUUUAUUGAUGAGAAUCUUAGAAAAGGUCUAGAACCUAUAGCUGAACUUCAUUCGAUUGCCAAAAAGUUAAUCCCAAAGGAAAAAGAAUAUGAAGACCCUAUUAUAUCAAUGCUUAAGGCAAAGGAAGAAAAAUCUUCAAAACCUUUGGUGGAAAAUGUCAACGGUGUAUUGACACCUACAAUCCCAGGAAUGAUUGAUAUUUUAAAAUCUUCUGAAAUGUAUACUUCUCAAAUCAAACAGGAUUAUAUCAUAGAAGAGAGAGAUGCUUCUUAUGCUGAUUUGGAUUUUUCCUUAUCACCAGAAGUCUACCAAGCAAUUGAACAUGAUAGGUUUUACUCCCAUCAAGCAGAUGCAGUCAAUGCUAUUCAUCAUGGUCAAAACGUUAUUAUAACUACAUCUACCUCUUCAGGUAAGUCGUUAAUUUAUCAAUUGACAGCCAUCGAUCUUCUUUUAAAGAAACCAAAUUCAACAUUUAUGUACAUAUUCCCUACAAAAGCAUUAGCGCAAGAUCAAAAAAGAGCCUUUGAGAAAUUAUUAUCAAAAAUCCCUGAACUUUCAAAUAUUGUCGUUGAUACCUACGAUGGGGAUACAGAACAAAAUCUCAGGACACAUAUUAGAAAGAAUGCAAGAGUUAUUUUCACCAACCCUGAUAUGAUCCAUACAAGUAUACUGCCUAACCAUCCAAAUUGGAGGUUUUUCCUUUAUAAUCUGAAAUUGGUUGUUGUUGAUGAAUUGCAUAUUUAUAAGAGUUUAUUUGGCUCUCAUGUGGCAUUAGUAUUAAGAAGACUAAGGCGGUUAUGUAUCGACUAUUAUGACAAUAUGUCAAUCCAAUUCAUUUCAUGUUCAGCUACACUAAAAGAGCCAAUAACUCAUAUGAAAAAUAUAUUUGGUAUAGAUCAGGUAACAUUAAUAAAUGAAGAUGGGUCCCCAAGAGGUGCCAAGCACCUAGUGAUAUGGAAUACACCUGUUCUUUCACAACAUGUAAAAAAGAGAGAAAACUUUAUAGGUGAGUCUGCAAAAAUUUUGGUACAAUUAGUUUUAAAUAAUGUAAGAACGAUUGCUUUUUGUUUCGUAAGAAGAGUAUGUGAAUUGCUAAUGAGAGAAGUGCGAAGUAUUUUCAUUGAAAUGGGGAGGGAAGACCUUAUUACUGAAGUAAUGUCAUAUAGAGGUGGUUACUCUGCAUCUGAUAGACGUAAAAUUGAAAGAGAGAUGUUUCACGGUAAUUUGAGAGCGGUUAUUUCAACUAAUGCUUUAGAAUUGGGUAUUGAUAUAGGUAACUUGGAUGCAGUUCUGAUGUGUGGUUUUCCAUUAUCCUUAGCAAACUUCCAUCAACAAAGUGGUAGAGCUGGUAGAAGAAGAAAAGAUUCGAUGACUAUUGUUGUUGCAUCAGACAACCCAACAGAUCAACAUUAUGUUGCCCACUCUGAGAUUUUGCUGGAAGAUAAAAAUCCAGAUUCCUACCAAGAAUUGAUUCUUGAUUUUGAUAAUAUACUAAUUCUCGAAGGCCAUAUACAAUGUGCGGCAUUUGAAUUGCCAAUAAGAAUUGAACGUGAUGAAAAAUAUUUUAAUUCCAAAUAUCUAUCAACCAUUUGUCAUGAAAGGUUACAACACACUGUAGAUGGUUAUAAUACACACAAUAGAUUUUUGCCAUGGCCAUCUAAGUUUGUUUCACUCAGAGGUGUGGAAGAAGAUGAAUUUGCAGUAGUUGAUAUAACUAAUGGGAGAAAUAUUAUUAUCGAAGAAAUUGAAGCUUCAAGAACAAGUUUUACCUUAUAUGAUGGUGGAAUUUUUAUUCAUCAAGGUUAUCCGUAUCUAAUCAAGGAAUUCAAUCCUGACGAACGUUAUGCAAAAGUACAAAGGGUUGAUGUUGAUUGGAUUACAAGUCAGAGGGAUUUUACAGAUGUUGAUCCAAAAGAAAUUGAAUUAGUUCGGUCUCUUAAAGAUAGUGAUAUUCCUGUCUAUUUUGGGAAAAUUGAAAGCACUAUCAUUGUUUUUGGUUUUUUUAAAGUUGAUAAACAAAAUAGAAUUAUAGAUGCUGUAGAAACACAUAAUCCUCCAGUUAUAAUCAAUUCUAAAGGAUUUUGGAUCGACCUCCCCGUAAGGGCACUUGAAAUUUGUAACGAGAAAAGUCUAAACGUAGCUGGCGCUAUUCAUGCAGCUACACAUGCUAUUAUUGGAUUGCUUCCUAGAUUCAUUGUAGCAGGUGUUGAUGAAAUCUCGACAGAAUGCAAGGCACCAGAAAAAGAAUUCGCAGAAAGACAGACAAGCAGAAAACGUCCAGCAAGGUUAGUAUUUUAUGACUCUAAGGGUGGUAAAUAUGGAUCAGGCCUAAGUGUAAAGGCAUUUGAACAUAUUGAUGAUAUUCUAGAAGGAACAUUACAGAGAAUUAGAGAGUGCCCCUGUGAGGAUGGUUGUCCAAAUUGUGUGGCAGCGUCAUUUUGUAAGGAGAGAAGUUUGGUGUUAUCUAAACCAGGCUCUAUGGUAUUAUUACAUUGUAUUCUUGGCCAUAAAGAAGAAGAUUUCUUGGAUGAAAUAAAGGAUGGUCCCGAACCAAAUAUGCCUGAAAUUAAAGUCGAAACCAUCAUUCCAGUUACCGGGCAUGUUAAUUUUAGUGACGAUUUUCAAAUUAUAGAUGUUAGGAUAAACAAAAACAUAGAGCCAUAUCAGUCAACUGUAAAAGAAGAAAUUGAUUAG
This is a messenger RNA of Vanderwaltozyma polyspora DSM 70294, 3234 nucleotides long. It is a transcript of the gene HRQ1, whose product is annotated as ATP-dependent 3'-5' DNA helicase. NCBI's taxonomy places the organism in Eukaryota, Fungi, Ascomycota, Saccharomycetes, Saccharomycetales, Saccharomycetaceae. Bases 1 to 3234 code for a protein of 1077 amino acids. Gene Ontology annotation, molecular function: ATP binding; nucleic acid binding. The record is from RefSeq and is a predicted model, not a curated record. The transcript has a single exon.